AUGUACAGUUCAUUUCUAUUGGCACUGCUGAACCUGCAAAUUAUACUGGCGGCUGAGAAGAAGGAGACGGGCGACGAUGCGACUGCAGACUCGACGAAGACAGAGCAGCAGCAGACGGUGACAGAGGGCGAGAAACUGGACCCAAGUGCAAUCAUAGGAGGAAGAGACUUUGUUUGUGUUAAGUGCCUUGAUAACGGCGUGGAUUCAAGCAGCGAUGCAACGAAGGACUGCUGCGACUGCUGCUGUGAGAAUGACGACCCAUGUGAUGGAACAAUCAAGCCAAAUCCACCACCAUGUGCAUGUUUGGAUGAGACUGGAAACAUUGAUCCAAAGAGAGGGUACUAA
Molecule: messenger RNA, 345 nt
Organism: Enterospora canceri
Lineage: Eukaryota; Fungi; Microsporidia; Enterocytozoonidae
Source: the annotation of a GenBank genome assembly